GCGGAUGUUGGGGUUUGAAUCGGCCGUUUGAAUCGGUUGGGGCGCGCGGGCGGCGCGAGGCGGUGCGCGACAGCCAGAAGAACUCAGGAUGAGUAAACCAAAUAAUUUUGACAGUCAAAGUACAUUCUGUGUUCUCUGUGGACGGACAGAUGACUGCCCUGAAAAGUAUGGAGAAAAAAGAACCUUUGUGGAAUACAAUCUUACUGUGCAUUAUUACUGUUUGUUGAUGUCAAGUGGCAUUUGGCAGAGAGGGGAAGAAGAUGAAGGUGUAGAUGGAUUCUUAAUCACAGAUAUUAGAAAAGAAGUAAAUAGAGCUGCAAAACUGAAAUGUAAUAUCUGUAAGAAAAAGGGUGCUUCUAUUGGAUGUGUAGCUCCCAAAUGCAAACGAAGUUACCAUUUUCCUUGUGGGAUAAAAAGGGAAUGUAUUUUCCAGUUCAUGGAAGACUUCAGAUCUUACUGUUGGGAACAUAAACCAGUCCAAACUUUUAUUGAUAAAGAAUCUAGAGGAGCGUCACAGUGCACAAUAUGCCUGGAUUUGGUUGAACAUCUUCCAGCGUACACUAUAUUGAAGAGUCCCUGCUGUAAAAAUGCUUGGUUUCAUCGAGAAUGCUUGCAGUAUCAAGCUUUGAGUGCUGGGAUAUUUUUCUUUAGGUGCACAGUAUGCAAUAAUAAGGACAAAUUUCAAAAAGAGAUGUUGAGAAUGGGCAUAUACAUUCCAGAAAGGGAUGCGUCUUGGGAACUUGAAGAGAACGCAUAUCAAGACUUACUGCAAUGUUAUCAACAUUGUGAUAUUAGAAGAUGUCUCUGCAAGAAAGGAAGAGACUAUAAUGAACCUGAUAGUAAAUGGGAAAUAAAGCGUUGUCAGUGUUGUGGUUCUCGUGGGACUCAUUUGGCCUGUUCAUCUCUGAAGUCAUGGGAGCAAAACUGGGAGUGCAUAGAAUGCAGAAGUAUCUUUGCAAAAUCAGGGAAGUACAGCAGAAAGAAAAAGCGUUCUUUGGCUACCUCUGAAAAGACAGAUGGGACAACUUGUUUGAUGGAAGAGCCAUCUCCAAAGACCCCUCGGCAGUCAUCUGGAUCUCAACGCAGUUUUCUACUCCAAUCACCAAAGAGAAUGUACCAGAACAACUUGUCACCUUGCUCACACCUAGAACUUCCAUCAUCCAACAGAGUGACGAUGUCCUUAUCUCCACUGAUGUUAAACAGAAACUGGUCCCUGAGGCAAAAGCAUUUAAGAGAGCAAAGAAAGGAAGUUUGUAACAUACUGAAGGAGUUAAAGGUACAAGUUAAUACAAAAACAACAAGGCUUAACAUCAAUGCAGAUGAUAUCUGGAAUAGUGCUUUAAAAGGAUUUAGACAGCGCAACUUCAGUCCUACAAACACCAUUGAAAUAAAUUUCACUAACUGCAAUAACAGACCAAAGACAGAUACUUCUGCUGCAUCAAAACACCAUUUCUUCCAAUUAUUAAUGCUUCACCUUCAGAAUUCAUCAUUGUUUGAGGGCUCUUCUGCGAAGAAUUUGUCUCUUGAUUUUCAAGCUGUAAAAGAAAACCUUUAUUUUGAAGCUGGUAAAAUGAUUGCAGUUUCUCUGGUUCACGGUGGUCCAUCCCCUGGUUUCUUUUCCAAAACGCUGUUCGAUUGCCUUGUCUAUGGUCCAGAGAAUGUGAAGCCAGCUUUGGAAGAUGUUGCUGAUGUUGAUGUAGCACAAAAAAUAAAAAUGAUAAAAUAUGCAAAUAGUCUGUCCAGCCUGCAGUCUACAAUACAUGACUGCUAUGAAUUCCUUGCUGCUGCUGGAUGUUUAAGACCUAUAACAGCUUUGUGUGAUAAGAAUAUGCUGGUGAAUGACAUAUUGAUCCAUCAUGUAAUCAAGAGAAUUAUUUCACCCUUAGAAAGUUUUAGGCAAGGUUUGAAAACUCUUGGUGUUCUGGAGAAAAUGCAAAUGCACCCAGAUGCGUUCUCUAGCGUAUUGUGCCACAAACCUGAAAGACUUUCAGCAGAAACUAUUUGUGAUCUCUUUACAAUCCAUCCGUCAUCACAUGUAAAGGAAGUUAAAGGUGCUGAUUUUUGGAUGGGCUAUUUGCAAGAUGUGGAAAGUGGUGAGUCUGUAGUGACAUUUGAGGAUAUCCUGCUGUUCGUAACAGGCUCCCCGUCUAUACCAUCCAUUGGUUUUGAUCCUGAACCUACUAUUAAAUUUUUGCGUAUAAGAUACCCCAUUGGAAACAGACUCCUUAAUAGCUUAGAGCUCCCUAUAACAAAAACAUACCAGCAGUUUAAAAAUAAAAUGGAGCUCACCAUCAGAAACACACUAAGAGUUGAAAGUGAAUAAGUAUUUUUGCUACUAAACUGGAUGUUGGAAACUUCAGUUUCCUGCAGGAACAUCUACUUUCAAUUUGCUACUGUAUUUUUGGACAAUGUGCUCUCAGCCUUUUCACACUUUUCUUCCAAAGAUAUGCUGAAAGUAGUAAUAUUGUUAGAUGGAAAACAAUUUUCAAAUGAAAAUACACUUUAUUUCUUGAAUAAUUCUCCUUUUGAAGUUUACUUGAGUCAACAGUCUCUUGCAGAAGUAGUUUAAAUAUCUACUUUUGCUGUAGACAAGUAUAAGUACCAAACUCUGUAACAGGUAAGUCUGUGGAUUGUAUCACAUACUUCAGUAACUUAUUAUUUAUCAAAGGCAAGUCAGGUACAUCUUUAAGAUAAUUUCUGUAGAGCUUUGUUUCAAGUAAAACUGUUAUGCAGUUCUUCAGUUCCAUGUAUAUAUUUUCAGUACUUGUUUUUUUAUGUUGAUUCAUUUACAUUCUGAUGGUUCAGAGAGACAUAGGAAAGUUAAAAUACUUGGAGUUUUAAAAGGUCAUUGUGGUUAAUGCAUUAAAAUUUAAAGUCUGGAGAAAGCCUAGGCAAAAUAAUAUAUCACAAGAACAAAAUUACACUGAACUUGUGUUUCAAAACAAAAAUUGAACAAAAUCUUUGACAUUUGCACAUUACUGCAUUCUGCUGUCAUACACUAGUUUUUAAUUACACAUAGACCAAAAUAGUAAAAACUAGAAGUGUUGAAUAUGCAACAAUAAUUGGUCUUUCAAUGUGAAAUAUGAGUUAGACUUCGUGUUGUUUGGUAUGAAAGUAUUGAACAGUUUGUUGCUCAUUAGAAUAUGUAAAUUUGUCUUCCAUUGAAGUCAGUACUUUCAUACAAAUAUGCACUAAAACUUUUCUAAAGUAAAGGCAGUCUACCAUCAAGCUUGUCUGGGCCUGACACUUUUCUAACUUUUAUUCUAAACUCUUCCUCUUCAAUUGUAGGUACGUUCUGAGCAAAUGUAUAAAAGAUACUUUAGUGCUGCAGUAUUUGUAUAAAUACCAUUAAGCCAUAAAAGAAGAGUAGUGAAAUUCCUACACAGCAACACUUUAUGUUACUAAUGCUAAAACCAUGAAACUGAAAGGGUGUUUAAGUACACUUUUUUAAAUGUAUGCAGGUCUCUGUUUUGAAAUUACUAUUUUCCCCUGUCAGUUUGACCACCUGUACUAUAACAUAGGUUGUGCUAUAGAUGUAAUAUAGAUAGGUAUAUAUCUAUAUAUAUCUAUGUGUAUGCACAUUAUUCAAAAUACUGAAAAGUAAUUGUACCCUUUUUAUUAAUCAUAGCUUGGUUUUAAUUGAAAAUACAAGCAGGAUUGCUCUACUUCUGAAUACCUUGGCAAGAAAGUAGAUCCAUAGAAAUUAUAAAUGGAUAGAUGCUUCUGGAAAAAUAAUAAUCCAUACUAAUCUGAUUUCAGGUUCUGGUUUAGGGUUCAUUGCAAGUAUUCCUCUAAUUAAUGAAUUUUAUUACUAAAUGCCAAUUACAUAGCAGUUUACUGCAGCUCAAGAACUGCAAAAGUGCCAGUCAAGACUCUUAAUUUGAGACUACACUAGAAAUGGUUAAAUACGAAGAAGCAGAGGGGUUAUUUAAAUUACACAGUUCUUUUAACAAUAUGCAGGUGUUUUGAAAUCAUUUUUAAACUGCUGCAGCUUCUCUUUCUUGAUCCCGGGAGAAGUGCUAAUCUUUAUAUAAAAAGACCUAUUUUCAUCACUGGAUAACAAAAGCAUGUAUGCCACUUGUUGCCACUUAAUUUUUCAAUUUUUAUUUCAAAGUCAAAGGAAAUUAUUGCAAGCCUUAGAUCAGACAUUUCUCACUUUCAAGUGGCUAAAACAAUCUAAUCGCAUCAAAGUCCUGUCAUUAGAAAUUAACACAGGACUAGCAGUGUUUUUGGUUCUUAGUCAAAAGCAUAUUAAAAUCUACUUUAAAAUAAAUAUAUGAGCUCUUGGAGAAUGUAAUUUGACUUGUUUAUAGACUAAGUAUUUUCUCACUGUCUUCUGGUUUUUUCCUCCAAUAAUAAUCCAUGUUUCUCAUCUCUGCACAAUUUUUAAGUCUCAUUCUUCCAAUAACUUAUUUGUAUUCUUGGUUUUCAGAAUGGUCUAUUGCCAUUAUAAUGAGAAUGGUUUGGUGCAAAUUUGUUUGCUUAAUAAGGAUACAUAUUGUAUGUUUGUAUUUUUAAAAUACAGCAAUGAGUCUCCUGCAAAUAUUAUACUUAAAAAACGAGUAUUGUACCCAGCGCAGUAUUCCUUUUUCUUGCCUAGUUAAAAAUAAAUGUCUUCUGUAAUAUUAUGUGAUUUUUCUGUGUGAUAAGUACAGAACUUACAGAAGUAGCAGAGUGUGAAUAAUUUUAAUGGACAAUUCCUGGACUUCUGGCAUCUGUAGUGGCAAGGGAAACUGUUCAGAACUUAGAAUUAAAUAAACAACAUUUUAAAACCUCCAGUGGAGAAAGAAAUACAAAGAUAAUGUGAAUACAGAGCUUCAAAAACAUACCUGAGAUUACAAAAAUAGAGUUCACACCUUUUAUUGCUUAUUUCUUUUGAAUUCAGCAGUUGAAAGGGUUUUAUAUAAAGGUAGAACUAACCUUUCAGUUGUAGGAAAUGUUAACUUUAAAACCUUCUGCUAUACAAUGCUGUAUCCACACACUGAAUUUGUAAAAUUGUGUAAUAUCUAAUAUUGCUUGAAAGGGUUUCUCUAACAUAGAAUUGGUUCCCAUUUUCUAAAACUGAUAUCUAUGCAUUCAGGACAAGUUUUCUUUCUUUUUCUGUUGAUCAGCUCUAUCUAGACAUUCCAGUAUAUUCCAGUUGUAUUCCUCUCCUCUUUGCAUUUUCAGCAUUUGUUUAUAUAGACCAAUCUUAAAUUUAUUACAACAGGUCUCUAAAGUGCAAUAUCAAGUAGUUUUCAUUUUACAUAAACAUAACCUGAGGCACACCUGGAAAUUAGGGAACUUGCUUUCUUUCAGUAUUUCUGUAACACAGAGAAUAAUUGCAUAUACAUCAGUUAUGUAGUAAAUACAUUCUUACAGAAUUUCAUCUUUUGUAAAAUUUGUCAGCAUCACAAAAGAACUAUUGCAGUGCUCUUUGUGUUUGGCCACAGAACUUCACCGCACAGUUUCUGCAUCAAACCCUAAGCAUCCAUUUGGAAUAAGCAUAUCAAAUAAGCUAUUUAUUUUCUACAGUGAUAAUUUUGUACUAAACAAUAAUAUAUUUGGUUUAGUAGAGCCUCCUUAACAAUGCACGUACAAUUAAAAACACCCUCAAAUAUUUUAGCUCUAUGUUUGAAAAGCAAAGGAGUAAGAAAUUUCUGACUGACUUUCGCCUAUUCAAAGGAUGCUUACCAGAAAAAGCUGUUAGCAUUUUUAACUAACUGGCUUAAGAGUGAAAUACAGUCAGAAGGAGAACUGUGUUUAAACUUAAUCCUUGUAUACUGCAGCUUUGACAUUUUUCAUUAAGAUGUUCAGCCUGUGAAGACCUGAGGGUUUUGAGAGUAUUAGUCAUUAAUUCACACUCACAUUUUACAUAUACAUUUUGAAAAUAGUAUAUUAAAAAAAUCUGUUUUAAAUAGAAGCAAAUGCAACUUUGGAGCCUACAAAAUAUUAAAGUUUAUCUUGAUUCUGUAUUAUAUGGUAAAGCAUUUUACAGCUCAAACUUUACUGAUUUUUACUUAAGGGAGUUCCUAGUUGGGCAAAAGAAAAAUUAAAUUGCUUAAACUUUUUAAGUGUCAAAUCGUAUGCACACAGAAAGUUAAUUUUUAAAAUAUUAAUGUAUGUAAAAAAAACCCAAACCAACAAUUCAACUGUCUGAUUUUUAUAUUGCAUAAACAAUGUUCUUUUUAAACUUACAGUAAUUAGAAUGUUAUGCAAGAAAAUGUAAUUUUAUAAAUAUUUUAGCUCUAACUUGAACUGCAGGAUCAGUGCCUGAACUGUUGCAUCUUCAAGCAACAUUAUAUGGGAGAGAUGUAGCAUCAGUGUUGAAAUAAUCAGUAAUUGUGGGAAAUGUUAUGUAUAUGUUCAAAGUGCAAUAAAGGGUUAU
Messenger RNA from Myiozetetes cayanensis, 6367 nucleotides. It is a transcript of the gene G2E3, whose product is annotated as G2/M-phase specific E3 ubiquitin protein ligase. Gene Ontology annotation, molecular function: ubiquitin-protein transferase activity. Gene Ontology annotation, cellular component: nucleus. The coding region runs from base 89 to 2323 and encodes 744 amino acids. The transcript is spliced from 16 exons. NCBI's taxonomy places the organism in Eukaryota, Metazoa, Chordata, Aves, Passeriformes, Tyrannidae. The record is from RefSeq and is a predicted model, not a curated record.